CACGGCAUAGUCGCUUUCGAAUCGUUCUGAAAAUGACAGCUUUCCUAGUUUCCAUUGCAAUCGCUCUCCUCGCCGCCGUUCAGGCAUGGGAUUACGGAGUUCCCUACUAUCCGGCACCGCACUAUUUCGAACAGCAGCAGCCAUAUGAUCUGCGGUGUCCGCCGACGGGUCCCGAAAGUCUGGUCUGUGCCGGAGCUCCGGGCGCCCAGCCAUCCACCUUUCCCAGUCCCUGCGAGGUCCAACGUUUCCGUGCCCUAACUGGCAUAAACUGGGAGAUCAUCCACGAGAACAGAUGCGAAACAUUGGAGGUCUGCCCGGACAACUGCCAGGAUCAGUACAGUCCGGUGUGCGGCAAGUACAAGGAUACCAGGCGCAACUUCAGGAGCGAGUGCGAACUGCAGCUGGUCAAGUGCCGCACAGGACAUCCUUGGCGGAAGCAGCACGAUGGCCCCUGUGAAAGCAGGUAUCCUGUUCCUCAGUCGCCUCGCGUUCAGAACUACAAUCCCUAUGCGAUUAAUCCCUACCAACCGAACAUCCAAGCUCGUGGACCCUAUGGCGCCCAAGGACCUUACGGCUCUCAAGGACCUUAUGGAUCUCAAGGAUCUCAAGGAUCUCCUGGAGCCUACGGUCCAUAUGGGCCACAAUCUCCACCUCAGCCCUAUCCGCUAAGUUCAUUUGUGUCCCCGAAACCCACCCACGAUGCGCCUAUCUAUCAGCCCUAUCAGAUAUCCUGGGAAAAUCUGCCCACCGAGUAUGCCGAAACCUCCAAACCUUAUCCGAAUCCAGCCUAUGAGACGACACCAACUACUACAGCCACAACUGCUUCUACAACUACUUCCACAACCACUACUACAACUGCCCCUACAACUACUACUACAACUGCCCCCACAACCACUACUACAACUGCCCCCACAACCACUACUACAACUACUACUACAACUACUCCCUCACCAACUACCGCUAAAGUCACAACUACACCUCAACCAGAUGAGACCACCGCGGCCUCAAGUGCAACUCUAAAUCCCAGGCAGAAUAUAAAGGUGAAUGCUGCGUUCGAAACCGACCAAGAGCCCACAACUGGUCAGCCUGAAGAAUCUACAGAGCCCAGUUCCACGGAGUACGUUGCCACCACUCCGCCUUUGAAGAAAUACACAACUACUGCCGCUCCCAGAUUUGCUACAACCACUGCACGACCUUCGAGACCUCCUCUAACGAUAAACGCUGUUCAAAAACCCAAACAGGAGGCUCCGCAGACUGAAUCGACUGCAACUUACAAGUCUUUCAAUGCUUAUAAUUCAUAUGCAGCCGACACCAGCACUAAAACUCCUGAGCCCGAAGAGGUUACAAAGUUGCCCUUAGACAAUGUCUUCAAAGUAAAUGAAGUCCAGAUAAGUACUGAGAAGACAACCAAAAAGGCUGAUGAGACAACGCAGCCAACCACUCGUAAAGCGGCCCCCACUUACCCAUCAUAUCCAACUUAUGCAUCCUCAAACUCAUAUGAAACUUAUCCAGUCUAUGGUUCCACAGAAGCUUCCAAGGAUGAGGAAACUACCAAGAAAUCUCUCGACGAUAUAGUCAAAAUAAAUAGAGUUCAAGAGGAGAGUACUAAAAAGGAUGAUGAAGAGACCACAACGGCAGAUCCCGAUUCGGAAUCUUCCACACCUAAAUCGCAGCCUACCUACCCAUCUUAUCCAACAUAUCCAGCCUCAAAUGCAUAUGAAACUUAUUCAACCUAUACCGCCACUGAAGAACCUAAAGUUGAAGAAGCUGCUAAAGUGCCCAUAGACAAGUUGGUGAAAGUAAAUGAAGUGCAGAUAAGUACUGAAGAGCCUGCGACAGAAGCUAUUACAACAACUAAAGCGCCAACUACUUACCCAUCGUAUCCGACUUAUCCAGCCUCGAGUGUGUAUAAAACUUACAGCUCCUCUGAGACGCCAGACGAGGACGAGGACGAACAGGACGAGGAAGCCAAAAUAAGUCCAUUGGACAAAGCCAUAAAGAUCAACGCUGUCUCCGAUCCAAAAACCAUUCAGAACACAACGUUUGCAACGACACCAUUGCCAGAAACCAUCAACGAAUCUAUCUCAGAUGUGGAAAAGGAACCUGAGAUUAAUGUAGAUACUGUGGCUGAGAGUGCGAAGACUGAAUCUGCAGAAAUUCCAGAAAUUGUCAAGACAGAAAGCGUUAGUAAGAACGGAACGCAGGUUAAUUUGGAGGUGACCUGCAAACGAGAAUCCAAAAAACUAAAGCUGGACACAUCGAGCUCCGAUCGAAGCAACAUUUAUUUCAUAUUUUUGGGCUGCUAAACAAGUUGUAUAUUGUGUUCUAGUGUAAUUGUAUGUUGUGUUAUUAUAGUGCAAUGCUGCUGUCCAUGUUUAAUGUUUAAUGUUUAAUGUUUAAUGUUGAAAGUUUAAUGUUUAAUGU
Drosophila yakuba is the source of this 2424-nucleotide messenger RNA. RefSeq names its product cell wall protein DAN4. The record is from RefSeq and is a predicted model, not a curated record. NCBI's taxonomy places the organism in Eukaryota, Metazoa, Arthropoda, Insecta, Diptera, Drosophilidae. The coding region runs from base 33 to 2306 and encodes 757 amino acids. Gene Ontology annotation, molecular function: protein binding. The transcript has 3 exons.